Molecule: messenger RNA, 3752 nt
Organism: Solea solea (common sole)
Lineage: Eukaryota; Metazoa; Chordata; Actinopteri; Pleuronectiformes; Soleidae
Gene: ppp2r5b
Product: protein phosphatase 2, regulatory subunit B', beta
Exons: 13
Coding region: 1235-2806 (523 amino acids)
Biological process (GO): protein dephosphorylation; signal transduction
Cellular component (GO): nucleus; protein phosphatase type 2A complex; cytosol
Molecular function (GO): protein phosphatase activator activity
Source: RefSeq, a predicted model, not a curated record
GUGCGUCUUGACGCAGCGCUCCACGGCGCCGUAGGACGACCGGAUAACGGGAACCAAGAAGGGGGACAGGAGCGGAGCGCGUCAGUCCGGUAUACAGAGACGAGGUGCUAUUGUAUAACACGGGCCUUCGCUCUUUUUCUCCAGGCUGCAGCUGUGUGGAGAAGCGGCCGCUACUGCUGCUGCUUUUCUCGUUAUUGUUCUCUUUUCGGUUAGAGACGGUGCGGAGCUGCGGGGCUCGGUGUUGCGGAGGACCUGCACAUGUCGGCCCGGUGAGGCACCGUGUGUUUCCCCGCCCUGAUACGGUCGGAAGACGGACAGGAGGAGGCAGAUAAUCAGCAGCUGAGGUCAUUUUUUUUUAUCAAUAAUACAAUAAUAAGAAGGAGGUGAGAAGAAGACGGAGGCUGAGAUAGUGGUGAACUGGAUCCGUUUAAAGGGAAGGGAAGGACAACAGUGAUGCAGCAGGAGAGGUGCGGGCCCACACUGAUGAUUUUAUCACAUCAUCCACCGCCUGUGAUUUCACUGAUCGGGAGCAUCAUCGAGGAGAAUAAGCUGUAAACUGACCUGGAGUCCGUGCGGUUUUUGUUGGUUAUUGUUUUUUUGGAUAAACAGAAGGUGGCUCCGUCAGUGUUUGAUUACACUGAUUUUAUUUCCACCAGGAGCUCAGCUGAGUGUGAGUGUGUGAGCAGUUCUAGAAACACACACAUCCCGAUUUAGGCCCAUGACUUGAGUCUGUCUGUGUGUGUGACGCCAGCACAGCAGCACAGAGGCGCGCGCGCACGCGUGUGUGCGUGUUGUGUGUGUAUGUGUGAGGAGACGCGCCUGCAUGUCUGAGCAUCAUCUGGUAGCUGGACAGGCUACUCUUCCACGGGGGAUGAUACACGCGCGAUUUUUCCUCGUCUGUGCGUGAACGAAGACUCGGAGAUGCUGCUGAUGCUGCUGCCAUUCCCAGUCCGCCUCUGAUACAGACACCGAGGCGCACAGCUCGGGACUGGACCUCCACAAAAUAUUACCUCUCCUCCGCCUCUGCACCUCUCCCCCCUCUCCUCCUCUUCCUCCCUCCCCCUUUUCCCACCACCACCCUAAUUGAUCAUCCUCAUCAAUUGCUAAUCCGUCAGUGAUUCAUCAGUGAGAGCCACCCACUCCUCACUUCACCUGUACACCCGCUUUCAAACGCCUCUUUACGCACUCAUAUACGCGCGAGGCCAGGCACGCGCCAGCGCCAUCCACAGCCGUGAUGGAGACGACCAAGCUGCCUCCGUCUAGUCCGUCCUCGCCGACCACCAGCUUCUCGGUGCCGUCCGCGGAGAAGGUGGACGGCUUCCCGCGCAGGUCCAUGCGCAGAGCCCGGCAGAGGAGGUCCCACAGCUCGUCCCAGUUCCGCUACCAGAGCUCCCAGGUGGAGCUCACCCCGCUGCCUCUGCUCAAAGACGCCCCGGUGGCAGAGUUACACGACCUGUUCUGUAAGAAGCUGCAGCAGUGCUGCGUGCUCUUUGAUUUCCUGGACUGUGUGGCCGACCUGAAGGGGAAGGAGAUUAAACGUGCGGCGCUCAACGAGCUGGUGGAGAGUGUGGCCACAAGCAGAGGAGUCCUCAUAGAGCCUCUCUACCCAGAGGCUAUAAAGAUGAUCUCUGUAAAUAUCUUCAGGACUCUCCCACCCAGCGAGAAUCCAGAGUUCGACCCAGAGGAAGAUGAGCCAACACUGGAGGCUUCUUGGCCGCAUCUGCAGCUGGUAUACGAGUUCUUUCUGCGUUUCCUGGAGAGCCCGGACUUCCAGCCCUCCAUGGCCAAGCGCUAUGUUGACCAGAAGUUUGUCCUGCAGCUCCUGGAGCUGUUUGACAGCGAGGACCCCAGGGAGCGGGAGUACCUAAAGACCAUCCUGCACCGCGUCUAUGGAAAACUACUGGGUCUCCGAGCUUACAUCCGCAAACAGAUCAACAACAUCUUCCUCAGGUUCAUAUAUGAAACUGAGCACUUCAAUGGAGUCGCAGAGCUGCUGGAAAUCCUCGGCAGCAUCAUAAAUGGCUUCGCUCUGCCUCUCAAGGCCGAACAUAAGCAGUUCCUGGUUCGGGUUCUCAUCCCGCUACACACAGCAAAGUCCCUUUCCAUCUUCCAUGCACAGCUGGCCUACUGUGUGGUGCAGUUUAUGGAGAAAGAUGCAACAGUCACUGAAUAUAUCAUCAGAGGGCUGCUCAAGUACUGGCCAAAAACCUGCACACAGAAAGAGGUGAUGUUCCUGGGGGAGAUUGAGGAGAUCCUGGAUGUCAUUGAGCCGUCACAGUUCAUCAGGAUCCAGGAGCCGCUCUUCAAACAAAUCGCAGCCUGCAUCUCCAGCCCUCACUUCCAGGUAGCGGAGCGGGCUCUUUACUUCUGGAACAACGAGUACAUCCUCAGUCUGAUAGAGGAGAACUGUCAAGUCAUCCUGCCGCUGGUCUUCGCCACGCUCUACAGAGUCUCUAAGGAGCACUGGAACCAGACCAUCGUGUCUCUGAUCUACAACGUGCUGAAGACCUUCAUGGAGAUGAACAGCAAGCUGUUUGAUGACCUCACUGCCUCCUACAAAGUGGAGAAACAGAAGGAGAUGAAGCGAGACAGGGAGCGCACGGAGCUGUGGCGAGGCCUGGAGGAGUACCAGGAGCGCCGGAUGCAGAUGCUCACCGAGGCCGCCAGGAACCAACGCAACCUCCAGGAGCGAGGAGGAGAGAGAGGGGACCCGCCGUCACCUUCGUCCCCACAGACGGCUCACUCCGACCUGCCCGAGCCCAAACACAGCGGGGCCUCCUCUGCAGCUGGGGAGAGCGCCACCUAGGUGCUACUCUUUAACAUUCGGUUAACACAGGGGUUUAGGGGACAGGGAGAAGACAUGACAUUGAUGGUGUAAGUGUUGGGAGAAAGAGAAAGGUACAAAACACAUCCUCCGUUGUUGUGUUGUGUUGUCGUUUUUUUUUUUUUUUUUUUUGCCUUGCGUCAUCGGGAACGUAGCUUUUUACGCUUUUUUGAUCCAAGGUAAAAAACAAAAAAAAAAAACAAACACACAAAUGUACCUUUUUCCUGAGUUGUGUGAAACUGGUUCACUUUGAGCUGUACACACAUUAUUAUGUGUCAGAUCAGAAGAUGAAUACGGUCCACUAGUGCAGACUAUCGUUUUAAGUAACAGCUGGUUUAUUAAACUGCAGGUCAGUACCUAAAAAACCGGGAGCUGGCCUGUCCUCAAACCCGCCUUUCAACGACACUGUCGACGUUUUCCAACGCGUGUCCAGAUCUGUUGUCACUCAACAUUUAACCAACCCCAGUCUGUGCUGUGGCUCUGUAUUUACCUUUUGGUCACAGGUGCUUAUUUCAUGCGUGGAUAGCACAACACAUAAAUAAACAAAAGAAGCAAUUUCACACAAGAGGUCCCAAAACUAUCGCUGCACAGACCAGACACACACACACACACACACACACACACACACACACACACUAAUGCACGUAUUUGCUGUAAAUAUGAGAAGAUGGAGCUACAGAAAGUUUAUCCAGGUUAAACUCUUCUCACACAACAUUAACUGAUGACCAGGUAUUUCAUACACACACACACACACACGCACACACAGUACAUAUAGUGACUCACACGACACAGCUGGUUCUGGCACUAUCUCCGCUCCCAUUCUGUCAGGUUCCACAGAAGAACGAGUCUAAAGUCCCUCAAGGUUAAAUAACCACAGAUGAAGAUGAUGAUGAUGAUGAUGAAAAUGAUAUAAAGUACAAUAAUGUUC